UUUAAGCAUUUUAUUCUCUGUGGAUAUUUUUUAGGUCUCCUUUAAGUGGAAAGAUGCAUUUGACAAGGGGAGUUUUUUUCUGGGUUCUGCUAGCUUAGCAUUGUCUUCACUUGCAUUUGAGAAAACCUGUAUUCUUUUUAAUAUUGGAGCAAUGCAGAGUCAAAUAGCAUGCAGUUAUAUAAGUGACACAAAAAAUGAUGAAGGUCUCAAGUUAGCUGCAAAGUAUUUUCAGAUGGCAAGUGGAACUUUUCAGCACUUAAAAACACUAGCAUCAUCUCCUGCAAUUGAAGAGCCUACUCCAGAUUUACGACCAGAUACCAUAUCUGCUCUCCAAGCCCUCAUGCUUGCCCAGGCGCAAGAAAGUUUUUUUUUCAAAGCUACAUCAGAUAAUAUGAAAGAUACUGUGAUAGCAAGAGUAGCUUCUCGAGCUGAAGAAUUAUAUGCAGAUGCCUUAAAACUUAUGCAGAAAGAAUCAGUGCAACAUCUUUGGGAAAGGAAAGCUUUGGAUUUGAUGAAAGUUACUGAAACUAAAGGUAUUUUGACUUCUGACUUAAGAGAUUACCAGGCCCGAAUAACUCACAAUUAUGAAGAAGCCAAAAAAGACAAUGAUUUCAUUUACCAUGCACGCAUUCCAGACCAUAAAUCAUUGCCACCUAUUGGGAAAGCUGCAUUGGCAAAACCCAUUCUUCCUGGUGAAAAAUUGAAUCCAAAUUCUCAAGAUUUAUUUAGUGCCUUGCUACCUGUAGCUGUUCAGCAAGCAAUGAGUGCUUUUGAACUUAGAAAAAUGGAAAUAGUGAAUGGUGAGAAAGCAAAAUUGCAGAGUGAAACUCAAAUGCUGAAUGGCAUUUUGGCGUCGUUAAAUUUACCUGCAGCUUUAGAGGAUACAACUGGCAAUUGUUUACCACAGUCUUUAAGGGAGAAAGCUGCAGCAGUUCAAGAGAAGGGUGGCAUGGAAACAAUUCAAAGACUUUUGAAUGAAUUGCCUUCCUUAUUACAAAGAAAUAAUGAAAUUUUGAAAGAGAGUGAACGACUGUUGAAUGAUGAAGAAGAAUCAGAUCAAGAGCUGCGUUCAAAAUUUGGAAGGGAGUGGGUGCGAACACCUUCUUCAAAGCUUAAUGAACCUCUAAAAAGUAACAUUCAGAAGUAUUCUCAGAUUAUAAGUACUGCAGUUUCUGCUGAUGCUAUUGUAAAGGAAAAAUAUGAAAAACAUAAAGAUAAAAUUGCUUUGCUUUGUCUUCCAGAAGAACAAUUAUUGUCUGGCAUUCCCACUGGUAGUCCUUUGGCUUCUUGUCCAUCUGUAGACAAGCUUAAAAGUUUAAUGCAUGAAGUGGAAGCUCUGAAAGCUGAAAGAGAGACAUUAUUGGGAGAACUUGAAAGUGCAGCUACUGAUAUGAAGGCAAAGUUCAUGUCUGCAUUAGGCGAAGGAGGAGUGAAUGAACAAGCUCUUUCAUUAGAAACUCUGGGAGAAAUUUAUGGGCCAAUACAAAAGCGUAUUCGAGAUAACAUUGCAAAACAGGAGCAGUUAGUUCAUGACAUUCAGGUGGCAAAUAAUGAAUUUUCUCAAGAAAAAAAUACUGGGGGUUCUGCUGGUAGGAGAGAAAGCAUGUUAAGUGAUUUGGCUUCAGCUCAUGAUGCAUAUAUGGAAUUACUUCGAAAUUUGGAAGAAGGUUCUAAGUUUUACAACAAUCUGACUGAAGUUCUAGUUAACUUUCAAAACAAGAUUAAUGAUUUUUGCUUUGCUCGGAAAACUGAAAAAGAGGACUUCUGUAAAGAUCUUCAGAAAAACAUAGUGACUGAAGCAAGCCAGCCUACCCCCUUGGCACCUCCCCGUCACAAUGCUGUUCAGAAACCAGCAAGACCACCUCCUCCAACAACCAGUGCAACUACAAGUGCACCUUCUUCACAGACUUGGAGUUAUCCUCCAGCAACACCAGAUGCUGCCUCUCAACAACAGCCACAACAGCCACUGCCUUAUCCUGCAUAUACUGGUUAUCCCUAUCCUUAUCCUCCAGGUCCUAAUGUAUACAAUCCAUAUGGCCAGAUUGUAAUGCCACCAUAUCCACCAGCUCCUGGUUAUCAAGGACAACCACCACUCCAACAGCAACAACAAGCAACAUAUGCUACAUAUCCUCCAACUUCAAAUUAUCCUUACCCCCAACAGCCUUACAGGCCAUGGCCACAAUAGUUGACAUGCAGAACUCUCUGCCUUGAAAUGUGAUUGAUUACUUACAUUGUUAUAAAAUUAUCUUACAAUUUAUGCAAGUGCACAAUAUAAGGCUAAAAAAUAUGAAUUUGAAAUUAAAAUUUUAUGAAAUGAUUCCACUUUAGUUAAUUCAUUUACUUUAACAUUUUUAUAUCAGAAGUAUUAAAAUGUUAUAUUACUCUAAUGCAAAUUGACCAUACAAUUUAAUAUGUGAGUUUCUGCAUAUGGCCUUCCUUUAUAAUGUUGCUUAUGCAUAUAUGUAUGUGCGAUAUGUAAAUUUCCAUAUAGUGUUGAUGCUAUUAAAUUUGAUUGUAUAAAAUAAAGUAAUUUAUUUCUAA
Molecule: messenger RNA, 2541 nt
Organism: Stegodyphus dumicola
Lineage: Eukaryota; Metazoa; Arthropoda; Arachnida; Araneae; Eresidae
Product: programmed cell death 6-interacting protein-like
Biological process (GO): mitotic cytokinesis
Cellular component (GO): endosome
Molecular function (GO): protein binding
Source: RefSeq, a predicted model, not a curated record